AAAGGAAAUGAAUAAGUAAACACGUGUUUUGAUUUUUUAAAUUUUGGAACGUGUUUGAAUUUGUUGUAAACGAUAUUACCAAAAUAAUUAUGGAAGAAAUGGAAGAAAACGAUCUGUGUUCGUCAUUAAAUUCAUUUAAUUUUAAAGAUAGUUGCGAAGAUUUUUGUAUGGAAGAUGUUGAAAAGGAUAACAUUGUAGAAGACGAAACACGUGAUUCAUUUGUUUCGAAUGAUGAGUAUUUACUCGAUGAUUUACACGUUGAAUCUACUCGUCGAUCUUUAAAUAAAACGCCAAGUGUUACCACUAUCAAACGUAAAAUAAAGCCCGUUAAGAAUAAUAUUAAUCAAUAUGAUGAUAAAGUGUUUGAAGAAGAAAAGUACGAAUCUAAACAAUGGAAUGAUGACGGUGCCUUAAGGAGAGCUUUCAACGAAUAUUUACAGAAAAGAUCUGCCUCUAAACAGUUGUCUAAAAUUUCAGUUGUAAAUACUUCACAUUGGAAGUUUCCUGCAAAACAGAAACCUACUCGUAAAACAUCAACGUUACUAUCGACUGCCGACAAAUCAUCUCAUACUUCAAGAGCAUAUUCAAGUACACAAGCUCGAGAUUCAUCAAGUGCUCCACAUUCAUUAAGAAGAAGGAAAGAAAAAAAAUUAGAUGAAUAUCUCCAACGGAUAUAUCAAGAAAAUUUAUAUCAUUUAUUUGAAAAGCAUUUCGAUUCUAAGGAAGCCGAGGAGCUUGCUUCAAUUCUGGAAUUACCAAAGCCAGAUAGUCUUCCUAAAAGUGUUGAGAAACAAAAAUCUGGCGAUGUAUCCAAUAAAUAUCAAAUAAAACCUUUAUUUGAAGUGGAAGUGAAAAAAAAUAAGAUGAAGACAAAGAAGAAAGCAGUGACUAACCCAUACAGAAAAUUUCUGUUAAGAUUAGAAGAUAAUACAUUACCUAUGACUAUUCAAAACAGAGAUGAACAACUAGUAAGAGAACAUAAUGAAAAGAGAGCCUUUGAAAUAGCCAAACGAUUUAGUGAAUGGACUGGUGACAUGAAAGGAGAAAGAAAACCGAAUGAAGACGAUAGUGAAAAAUACAAACCUAUUAUCGAUCCUUCAGUUAUUUUGCAUAAUUUUCAAGCAGACGAAAUUUUGGCUCAUCCCGAACAAAAUAUUGUUAUUAACAUAAAAGAAUUGUUUCCUGUUCCUGAUGAACUUCGUCAUUUGGCUUCAUCAGAACAAUUGAAACAGUUAAAUGUCAACGAUAUAUUUAAAGAAAAAGAAUCGAAAUCCAAAGCACAGAAGAAACGUAUGGCAUGGUAUUUAAAUCCUAACACAUGGUUUCAACCAGAAAAUACGGAAUAUUUAAGAGAAAGAAGGAAAGGAACAUCAGUAGAAGGCAGAAAAAUGGGAAAGUUACUGUUUAACUUCUUGCUAUUGACUGUAGCAAUAUACCCAACUUUGGCAGUACCUUCUACUCUAACACAAUUCAUACGUUCGAGAAACGAAACGGCCAAAUUAUUUUUUAAAUUAUUAUCAGAACCACAGAUCUUGGAUCGCGAAUGGAGGAAAUUUUACAAAUUUGAAGGAAUUCCCAUUCCAGAAGGAGAUAAACCGUUACUCGAAUUUAGUUGGAGUAAUUGUGCACUUUCUGCCCCUUGUCACGUUAAAUCUUUGUCUGUUUCUCCGGAUCCCAUCGAUGUUCCUGGUUCUGUAACCGUCAGCUUUGAUGUUGUUGUUGCAACGAACUUAACGUCGCCAAUACAAGUUGAUAUCAAAAUGAAGAAGAAAGUGUACUUCGUUUGGGUUGAAGUACCUUGCAUGGACAAUAUAGGUAGCUGUUCCUAUUCGGAUUUUUGCGAUCUUGUUCCUACCACAUGCCCUUCAUUUGUAAAGAAAGCUGGAUUACCUUGUAAAUGCCCAGUUAUUGAGGGAGAAUACAAGCUCGAUCCUACUACUGUCGAAAUACCUAACAUUCCUUUACCUUCUUUUCUCGAAGAUGGCGACUAUAAAGCUACAGUCAAUGGAUUUCAUAAUGGAAAACAAUUGUUUUGCUACAAUGUAGCGUUUUCAUUACAUAAAAAUUAAUAUUUUUUUCUCUAAUAUACUGUACUUGUUUGGGUUUUGGUUUAUUUUUGUUAUUCGUCCGUUUUUGUAUCAUAAUUAUGUAAUAAAUAUAUAUAUAUAUAAAUGCGAGUGUGUUUGUUGGUAAUACACUUCUUGGCCAUUCGACCAAU
Messenger RNA from Centruroides sculpturatus (bark scorpion), 2218 nucleotides. RefSeq lists its product as uncharacterized. The record is from RefSeq and is a predicted model, not a curated record. The transcript is spliced from 10 exons. Gene Ontology annotation, molecular function: enzyme activator activity; lipid carrier activity. Gene Ontology annotation, cellular component: cytoplasmic side of plasma membrane. Gene Ontology annotation, biological process: ganglioside catabolic process; lipid transport. Bases 90 to 2069 code for a protein of 659 amino acids. Lineage: Eukaryota; Metazoa; Arthropoda; Arachnida; Scorpiones; Buthidae.